AUGAGCUCUGCACCGAGCGGGCGCAGGAAGCGUCCCCGCUCCGCCGCCUCCAUCUUCCAAGGAAGCAAGACCACGCCGCAUAGCCUCGAGAGUGAACGCCGGGGCAGCGGAUGCGAGAGCGCCUACCAGACCCAGAGAGCCCAGGAUGACUGCAAGAUGCUUGUCCAGGAGUUCAAUACCCAGGUGGCUCUAUACCGGGAGCUGGUCAUUUCUAUUGGGCAUGUCUCAGUCACCUGUCCAUCUCUGCAUAUUGAAAUGCACAAAACUAGAAUCCGAGGAUGCGAGGUGGCCUAUCGGGCUCAUCAAAAACUAGCAGCAAUUUCUGGCCCAGAAGAUGGUGAAAUUCAUCCUGAAAUCUGUAGAUUAUACAUCCAGUUGCAGUGUUGCUUAGAAAUGUACACAACAGAAAUGCUUAAGUCCAUAUGUCUGCUAGGAUCGCUGCAGUUUCAUCAGAAAGGAAAAGAGCCUUGUGCCCCACCCAAGAUCCUAGAUACUAAAGUGGAGGAGAGUUCCAAAGUACCUAUUUUAGAAGACACAUCAUCAUCAUCACCAACCGAUAUUCAACAGCAUUUUUGGCAGGUUUCUACAGAUAUUGAAAACACUGAAAGAGAUAUGAGAGAAAUGAAAAACCUUUUAAGUAAACUCAGGGAGACUAUGCCUUUACCACUGAAAAAUCAAGAUGACAGCAGCCUCCUAAAUUUGACUCCUUACCCAUUAGUGAGAAGACAGAAGCGAAGAUUCUUUGGACUGUGUUGUCUUGUCUCAAGUUAG
Molecule: messenger RNA, 771 nt
Organism: Cuculus canorus (common cuckoo)
Lineage: Eukaryota; Metazoa; Chordata; Aves; Cuculiformes; Cuculidae
Product: regulator of G-protein signaling 7-binding protein-like
Exons: 6
Coding region: 1-771 (256 amino acids)
Biological process (GO): G protein-coupled receptor signaling pathway
Cellular component (GO): postsynapse; neuron projection; nucleus
Source: RefSeq, a predicted model, not a curated record